Messenger RNA from Coturnix japonica (Japanese quail), 1437 nucleotides. NCBI's taxonomy places the organism in Eukaryota, Metazoa, Chordata, Aves, Galliformes, Phasianidae. The record is from RefSeq and is a predicted model, not a curated record.
CACAUUCCCUGUCCCAAUCUCCCCCCUUCUCCCCCCCAUCCCCACUCCCCCUCCUCACCCCAUCCCCUCGCAGCUCUGGGUUGGGCUCUGUUGGCCGUCGCCUUUAUCAGCGUUCCAUCGGCCGUGGCCGUGGCCGUGGUUCCUCUGCUGAGCCUGGGGCAGCUCCACUCUCUGCUCUCCUUCCUGGUGGCUCUGGCCGUGGGGACGCUCUGCGGGGACGCUCUGCUUCACCUCUGGCCCCACGCGCAGGGGCAGCACCAGGAGCCGUCGGGGGUGCUGUGGGCGGUGCUGCAGGGUCUGUCUGUGCUGGGGGGCAUCUACGGGUUGAUGUUGGUGGAGCUGCUGCUGGGGACUCUGCGCCGCCUCCGUGUCACCACGCACCGGCCACACGGAGAGACCCCCGAGGAGGCCGAGGGGGUCCAGGUUACAUUGCAAGGCGGCGCUGAGCUGCGCUGUCUGACGGCCCCGGAGGUGGAGAUGGAACCUAAAGGCCCCCCCCACGGACCCCCCCAUGGACCCCCCCACGGACACUCCCCCCACGGACACUCCCACGGCCCCGCGUUGCCCCCCAACCCCGCGGCCGCCGAUCUGGUGUGGAUGGUGGUGCUGGGGGACGGCAUCCACAACCUGACCGACGGGUUGGCCAUCGGCGUUGCCUUCUCCCAGAGCCUCCCCAGCGGGCUGAGCACGGCGCUGGCUGUGCUGUGCCACGAGCUGCCCCACGAGCUGGGUGACCUGGCGGUGCUGCUGCGGUCGGGCACAGCCCCCCGCACCCUCCUGCUGCUCAACCUGCUCUCAGCUCUUCUCUCCUGCGUGGGGGCGGCCGUGGGGGCGGCCGUGGGGCAGAAAGCGGCACAUCUCACCCCAUGGAUCCUCACCGCCACCGCCGGCACUUUCCUCUACGUGGCUCUGGCUGACAUGCUCCCCGAGGUGCUGCGGGGUCCCGGUGGGGGCACGUGGGGCCGGUUUGUGCUGCAGAACGUUGGAUUCCUGCUGGGCAGCGGCAUCAUGUUGGGCAUCGCGUUGGCCGAAGGCCACGUCAGUGCGUGGCUGCAGCCAUGAGGAGGAGACCCCCGGGUGCCCCCCAACCCUUAUGGCCACAAAGACCCCCAAACCCCAGCACAGGGUUUGGACUUUCUCCCCUCCUCGUGGGACCCCAAGAUGAAACACAAGGAACCAACCUUGGGGGCUCCGUGGGUCGCAGCCAUCAGACCCCAAACUCACAUCCCUAUAAGGGGAGGGGGACACAGCAUUGAGCCCCCACCCCACCAGAUCCAACAGCAAAAGCAUCACAUCCCUCUCCCUGGGUUAAGGACAACAGGAGAGGCGAUAGAAGCAAUAGCAUUUUAAUAAACAUCAUCGAUUCAAAGCCACAAUAUGAAUAACAGGACUUGGUCGCAGCUUACAUUGUAUAAAAUAGAUCAAGUCUGAAUGCGG